Molecule: messenger RNA, 1917 nt
Organism: Erigeron canadensis
Lineage: Eukaryota; Viridiplantae; Streptophyta; Magnoliopsida; Asterales; Asteraceae
Product: UPF0481 protein At3g47200-like
Exons: 2
Coding region: 118-1494 (458 amino acids)
Source: RefSeq, a predicted model, not a curated record
CAAUCAUCUGCAAAAACAGAAAACUCUAUCUUUUAGUGAGUCAUAUACCUUUAAAUUAUGCUUUUGAUAUUUCACUACCAUUUAAUUUGGUGAUAUAACUAUAAACUACUCCCUCCGAUGGACAAUCUUGAUGUGCAGCGUGGACAAGAUGAAGCAGACAUCAUCCGAGACACUGUCCUUGGUAUCACUGAUUGUUUGCCAAAUGAAGACGACAUCAUCCGAGACACUGUCCUUGAUACGCAUACCAAUCACACUUCACCAUCAAGAUUCAUGGCUCCUAAUACCCUUCGAAGUCUCAGCCCAACUUCUUUCACACCCCAGGUGGUCUCGAUUGGACCACUCCACAGAAACCAAGAUAAUCUGCAAGCAUUUGAAGUGGAAAAAGCAAAUUUUGUAGGUCAACUAUUGGAUCGGCCAAAACCUAUACCAAGAAGAGAAAUGUUGGAAGCUUGUGUGCAGAAGGUUGCUGCUUCCAUAGUCCAGAUCCGGGCAUGUUAUCCCUCUGAGGAACCUACUGAUGUUGACCUGGCCAAAAUGAUGGUUAUGGAUGCGUGUUUCAUACUUGAAUUUAUUCACCGGCUUUCAGAAACUAAUGAUCAUUUGUCCGACCCACACAUACCUUAUGACCUGGUACUAAUUGAAAACCAGAUCCCUUUCUUUGUUCUUAAGGACAUAUUUGACUGCACUAUCUCCAAAAUUGAAAAAUGUACUCUAGCUCAAUAUAUACAUCCACUUCUAAAACUCCUUAACCCGAUCCAAACAAAGAUACAAACCGGCAAUAGUGACAGUGAAACACCUCAUGAUCAUAUUCUUGGCCUUCUAUACCACUGUUACAAGCCUAAAUGGGAAAGAGCACUCUACGGAUAUUCUUUAUACCCAAACAAGCACCCGGCAAUUGAACUGGACCCAAAAAAGCGCUCGGCUAUUGAACUGGACCAGGCUGGAGUCAACUUUAAGCCUAAUAACAAAGAAGCAAGUUGGCCAAUGGCCAUGAAUGUAGAAAUGCAUACGUCUCGAUGCUUUUCCCAGUCUUGGGUUAGGCCUACUCUACGAAUGCCAGCAUUGAGAAUAAAUCAUUUCACUGAGUUGGUUCUAAGGAACCUUAUUGCAUACGAGCAGUAUUCUUCAGCUCUUCGUUUUAUCUCUUCAUAUGCCAUGGCCAUGGAUAUGUUAAUUGAUACUCAAGAGGAUAUUGCCAGGUUGGUAAAAUCCAAAGUGAUCAUCAACCAUUUAGGUACCAACCAAGACGCUGCGAAUAUGAUAAACAACAUAUGCAAACAAGUAUCAUGGGGAACCUUCUCGUAUUAUGAACAAUGGAAGCAAUUGGAUAGCCAUUGCAAUACUUAUUGGCCUAGCAAAAUUUUGUUGUUAAGGCGGACUUAUUUCAGCAGUCCGUGGAGCAUCAUUGCUCUAGUUACAGCAAUUGGGGUGUUCCUUCUUACUCUGAUUCAAACUAUCUGUAGUCUAAUCCAAACUAUCUAUACCAUUAAGUGAAUCGUAAACAAACGUAUGAAGAUCUUUGAUCAGCUCGUGGCUUUCAAAAUUGUGCAAUUUAUUUAAUUUCGAUUAAUUUUGCUACCAACCACUAGUGAGAUGGCUCUCAUUAUAUAAUUUGCUUAUAGUUUAUUGCAGUAUGAAGAUCUUCGAUCAGCUUGUGGCUUUCAAAUUUGUGCGAUUUAUUUAGUUUCGAUUAAUUUUGCUACCAACCACUAGUGAGAUGGCUCUCAUUAUAUAAUUUGCUUAUAGUUUAUUGCAGUAUGAAGAUCUUCGAUCAGCUUGUGGCUUUCAAAUUUGUGCGAUUUAUUUAGUUUCGAUUAAUUUUGCUACCAACCACUAGUGAGAUGGCUCUCAUUAUAUAGAUUAGUAGGUGUUAAAUGUAUCUAUAUGUAUAUAUAUAUAUAUUCUCUUGACUAUUUU